CAAGUUUCUUCUCUGCUCUCUUAUAGUCCUAUUUUUCAUUUGAUAAUGAGAAAAGGCAGAUUAGCAAAGAGCACAAGUACUAAUUCAUCAAGUGAAGAUGCAUUUGAGUUAAGAAAAGGACCAUGGACUAUUGAGGAAGACAAUCUUCUUAUUCAUCAUGUAACUAGCCAUGGCGAAGGUCGUUGGAAUGCCUUAGCCAAAUCUUCUGGAUUGAAGAGAACAGGGAAAAGUUGUAGGUUGAGAUGGUUGAAUUACUUGAAACCUGAUGUUAAACGAGGAAACCUUAGCCCACAAGAACAACUCUUAAUCCUUGAACUCCACUCUAGAUGGGGAAACAGGUGGUCGAAAAUAGCAGAGCAUUUACCUGGAAGAACAGAUAAUGAGAUCAAGAAUUAUUGGAGAACAAGGGUGCAAAAACAAGCACGACAACUUAAGGUUGAUUCUAACAGUACAAAGUUUCUUGAAGCAAUUAGGGGUUUUUGGAUACCUAGGUUGCUUGAGAAAAUGGAGCAAUAUUGUCCCUCUUCAUCAUCCCCUACUUCUUCAUCUUCCACCAUAACCAUUGAAAAGCAGAAUUCUGCUCUUCAUUCUUCCUUAAUCAACGAGCAAGAAUCUUUGCAAUCGCUAAAUCCAAAACCAAAUACAUGCGAGGAAAUUAGUCCAAGAUUUUACUCACCAGAAUCCAAUAGUAUGGCAGAAAAUGCCACUGGCUUUAAUGGUAACUCUGUUUAUAGCAAUUCAACUCAAGAAGAUUGUUAUCAUUUGGAGACUAGCAGCUAUUUUGAGGAGCAACCAUAUUUUUCAGCACUAGAAUCCCAAGAUAUUCUCAUCUGAGAAUAAUGAGAUGACAGAAGCCAAUUGGUUUGCUGAUGAAGUGGCAGGUUCAUUGUGGAACAUUGAUGAGUUCUGGCAAUUCAGAAAAAUAGGAGAUGUAGGCAUCUAGACUUCAACAUUUUCAAAGUCAGAAGUUGUGUCACUAAUAUU
This is a messenger RNA of Nicotiana tabacum (common tobacco), 984 nucleotides long. RefSeq names its product MYB-like transcription factor EOBI. Gene Ontology annotation, biological process: regulation of DNA-templated transcription. Lineage: Eukaryota; Viridiplantae; Streptophyta; Magnoliopsida; Solanales; Solanaceae. Gene Ontology annotation, molecular function: sequence-specific DNA binding; DNA-binding transcription factor activity. The record is from RefSeq and is a predicted model, not a curated record. Gene Ontology annotation, cellular component: nucleus.